This is a messenger RNA of Colletotrichum acutatum, 1902 nucleotides long. RefSeq lists its product as uncharacterized. The transcript has a single exon. The record is from RefSeq and is a predicted model, not a curated record. Lineage: Eukaryota; Fungi; Ascomycota; Sordariomycetes; Glomerellales; Glomerellaceae. The coding region runs from base 1 to 1902 and encodes 633 amino acids.
AUGCCACGACCUAAACGAGCGCGUCGCGCACCAACCCAGCCAGUCGCAGCCGUGCCCGCCGCGCCUGAAGCAAGAUCGAGCCCCGCGCCCGCGUCAGGCAGCGAUAUCUACAGCCACAGCGAUCGCGAACAUUCUGUCAUUAGGAAGGAGCUUGCAGAGGAAGACACAUCUCUUUUCAAGGAAGGUCCGUCUACGCGUCUAAGCAGGAGUUCCAGCUUGCGCCAGAGGCAGGUGCCAGACAAGGCGGGUCAUGCAUGGGACGACAACGUGAGCAAGCUGGAGGACGCAGCCGAGACGGCGGCUUCCAAGGCAAAGACAUCCAGCGAACAGCAAAAGUCGGAUUCGUCGGUCGAAGUGGGACGGAAGACGCGUGCGACGCCAGUUCAACAGCGCAGGGAUACGACGGGGUUGGAUUUGGACGACGAGAUGUUUACGGGACUUGACACGACGCUCGGCGACGACGACGACGAUGCCGCUGCACCUCCAAGUGCGCCGCGAUCCGAAGCCUCAAAUUUUAGUGUGAGCCACUUUAGACGGAGGGGUCGCGCGCCGAGUAUUAGUAUCAACAAGGACGAUGCGCCCAUUAGACCAAGCAGUCGCGGAAUAGGUGGAACGCCUAGUAUCAGCUCGACCUUCAACAUCGGUCUGUUUAAACGCCGUCAACGCGAACCGAGUAUUCUGGGGACGGCGCAGAAGGAGCGCGCACAGCGGCCGAUUGAGGUGUCAUCCGGAUCUGAGUCCGAUGAUGAGGAAGGUGAAGACUUUGAACCCGAGGCCGAGUCGACACCUCUUCAGAAUCGCCGCAGAACACAGCCUCCUCCCGCAACCGAGCUCGAAUCAGAGUCGCAGCAGGUUCUAGCGCCGGAUUCUCAGCCCGCCGCGAAAGACGCUGAGCCGACAAGCGCCAGCUCACGCAAGCGAAAGAGCAUAGAAAGCCACGAAGAUACUGAGCGUCCGGGAAAAGCGUCACGCACUGAACCCGAGCCCGCGCCUGAAUUAGAUGAUGAUGACAGUGAUUCGGCGCUCUCUGAGCUGCCUUCUCCUGUUCUGACUCCCACGAGGCCGUCUGCUUUCCCGCGGCCAGUCACUCCGAAUCAAGAAGACAUCAUGGCACCUCCUGAGAGCAGUGACUCGGAAGAUAACAAUGAGGCGUGGCCCGACAUUCGUACACUUGCCAAACAGCGUCGUCGCCAAGCGCCAGCCACACCAACGCGAGAUGGCAACAUCUCCGAUGCUUCCUCGCCACCUUCUCUCACCCACUCGCCCAACUUCCCAGCGACAAAGAACAAGUCCAAGCAGAAGAAGCAGGCCAAGGCGCCCAAGGUCACGACGGCGGAUUUGACGGGCAUGCUGCCGCGCAGACGCUCCAAGAAGAAUCGGGACCCUUAUAGCGUGGGUGGCUCAGAGGAUGAGGGGGGACGCAACUCCGACGCCUCCCAGGAUGACGACGAGCUUUCAUACGCGGAUACAAGGACUCGCUCACGGCGGGCGAAGACGACACCUCUCAAACGUAGCACGGCUAAUAGGCCACCAUCCCGUGGUGGUCGAGCCACUGCGGCGGCCGGCAAGGCGAAACCAGCCGCACCUAGCACUCGUGCGUCAACGCGCACUUACAGCCGCAGGCUCUCGGACAAGGAGAACGAGGGCGAGGGUGAGGUUGGGGGCGAAGCAGAGGCAGAAGGGGCAGAGGCAGAGACUGGAGCGGAACCUGAAGCGGGAUUCGAGGGUGACAGCUUUGCCCCCAUUCGAGACGACAUUCUCGAAAGCCAAGAAAGCAGCGAUCCCGCGCGUAGUGCCGACGAGCUGAAGAAGGCAACGCGCAAGUUUAGGGAAGUUGACCGCUGGCAGCUCGAGUUUGAAGAAAUGACAGAGGGAUCAUCGCCCAAUCGAGAUGCGCGGUAG